Drosophila kikkawai is the source of this 7162-nucleotide messenger RNA. RefSeq lists its product as uncharacterized. The record is from RefSeq and is a predicted model, not a curated record. Lineage: Eukaryota; Metazoa; Arthropoda; Insecta; Diptera; Drosophilidae.
AAGAGCGGACGUACACCGGACGCGUACGCUGGCGCAUUCCGUUCCGAUUCUGUUUCUGUCUGGCGUGUUUUUUUCUGUUGUGUUGUUGCGUUGUUAUUAACUUUUGUAUUUACUACCACUACGUUUCGCUAUAGUACAUUGUAUAAUUUUUCUGUUCUCUGCCGCGUUUUUUGCCACCUGUACAAGUGUGUCGCUGGAAAAGAUAGUUCGGGAAAAAGAAAUAGAGCGCUGAAGUCAAUGCCGGCUUCAAAGUUUAAUGUGUGUGUCUUUGCUGACGUUCCAACUGUCGCGACAAGUUUGUGAAAAGCGCAAAAAAUAUACGAAAUUAUAAAUAAAAUAAUUCAUAAAUAAUAAAUAAUAAUAAAAUUAAAAGAAAUGCAAAGUAAAGUGUAGAAAGAGUGCAGUUUGAAAGCCAAGCUAAAGUGCAAGCGAAUAUUCUACUUAUUAUCAACAGAUAUCGCGUAUACGACGCGUGUUGCCUUGAAAAUCCAGAAAUUAAGUGCCACCCCUUUUCUCGCUGUGUCCCCCUGUGUGUGUUUGUGUGUGCAUAGCCAAAUAUUAAGUGAAUUACAACUAGGGAAAAAACAACAACAACCAAAGGCACAUCACUUACUAUUAAAUUAUAUUGCAAGUUACAAGCUGAGGGAGAAAAAAUAAUCAAAAAAAGAAAAAAAAAACGAGACAACAAAAUAAUCAAGCGAAACAAGGAGAAAAAAAAAAUACACAACAAAAACAAACAAUAACAGAGGCAGCGAAAAGAACGUUUAACUGAGCAGCGGCUGCGACGUCGACAACGACAACGACUGCGGCAGCGACAGAGGGUGCAACAGUAGCAACAGCAGCAGAAGCAGCAGCAACAACAACAGCGAAAAUAGCAACAAAAUGUUGAAAAACUGUUGAGCCCUAAAGAUGCAAACGGCCAUGGACACGGCCGCCAUGGCCCUGGGCGUUGGCUCCUCCGGCUCUGUCUCCGGUCUGAGCUCCUCCUCCGGCUCCGGCAGCAGCAGCAGCAGCAGCGGGAGCAGUGGUAGCAGCAGCAGCGGCUAUGGUAGCGCCACAACCACGCCCACCAGCGGUGGUGGCCACUACGAGGCAUCGCCCACCACGAUGCCAAUGGCCACUAUAGCCACAGUGGCUCCCUUCUACAGCGAGGCCCUGACCUCUCUGGAUGCCCAGCAGCGACACCAACAACAACAUCAGCAGCAGCAGCAACAGCAGCAGCCAAGUCCGGGUCACUAUUACCACCAGAACUAUGGCUAUGGCAACUCCCUGUCCCUGGAUCCUGCCUACAAUUACAGCGGUUCCCCAUACAACGCAUACAGUGCCGGGCAGCAGCUGUCGGGGAAUACGUAUCCGGUGACUGGAAGUCGCUAUGAAAAGUUGGGCCCCAGUACAAUGCCAAAAUACGGAGGAGCAGGAAGUUCAGUUGGUGGCAGCGGCGGAGGAGGAAGUACGGGUCUGAAGCCCCAAGCCACAGCCACGCCCUUUUAUGCCCAAUCACUGUCCGGCGGCGGAGCAGGAGCAGGAUCUGGUGGCUAUAUGUCCCAAUCGAAUCCCAUGUACGAUCCCUACAAGUACAAGAUGCCCGCCCAGGCACCGGCUCAGCCCACCAUGAUGCCAAGCAGUCAGGUGGCAAGCAAUUCCUCUCCCUAUGGUCAUGGCCUAGGGCUUAAUCCCGCUGUCCAGAAGCAGGCACAGAUGCCACACCCUCAACAGUCGCAAACGCAGCUCACCCAGCUGGAGGCAAACUAUGCAGCCAUUAAGCCCAGCAGAAGCUACCAGGCCAUGCCUGGGGUGGCCUACGGAGGCACUGGAGGCGCAGGAGGAGGUGGAAGCACCAUGCCAGGCGGUGGCAGCGGAGGAGUGACCAGUAAUCUGUCAGGGGCCACAACGGCUCAAUACUACGACAAGUACGGGAUGCCCAUGUCCAUGUAUUCCCCGAAUGGAGGGCAUCCCAUGUACAAUCCGGCGGACUUGGGUCCAGAGCCUGGCUACAGGAAGACCAGCAACAAUUGUCACUGGGGCGUGGACUACAAUGCGCCCAAUUGCAGAUCUCUGCCACAGGCGCCGGCGGUGGUCAACAGUUCGUAUCAUCAUCCGCAUCCAGGUCCUGGUCCUGGACCCACCAACACGGAUCUGUACUACGGCUCCACGAAGUACGACAAGUACGCCGGCAGCGGAGGAGUGGCGCCCUAUGCCAGCAAUCCCUAUGCAGGACCAGCCAUCACACAGUCCUAUCCCGGCAGGAAUCUGUGGGCAGGCACGGAGAACCCGCCAGCAAAUCCCCGCCAGAACUGUUGCUCUCAGGGUUAUGCCUUGAAUCAGCAGGGUUGCUAUUAUCCCAGGAGCAAUGGUUACGGAUCCUAUGCGGCCACAGGAAGUGUGCCCCAGGGACAGUCUCAAUAUCCGGGCGGUGGCUCCUCCGCCGCCGCCAUGAAGCUCAAGCAUCCCACGGACAUGUAUGUGGGUCAUCCACCUUAUGAAGCCACACCCACGCAACUGGGGUAUGGCUAUAACCACCCGCAAGUGCCACCCGGAUCCUCGACAUCGAAUAACAUGAGCAGUCAGAGGUACCCAGUGCCACCUUUGGGUCUGGGAAUGGGCAGCAUGGGCAUGGGCAUUGGAGUGGGCAUGGGCAUGGCCAUGGAUCCUGGCAGCGGUGGCUACUACAACGAUCUCAAUCUCAACAGCCUGGACAGCUAUGUGAACCAGACAAUGCCACCGCAGCAAUCCCUUCGCAGCCAACCCUAUCCGGAUUAUCGCAAAAGAUCCGCUCUGGUGGGCAGCUCGUCCUCGGCGAAUUGUUACCUGGGACAGGGAGGAAGCGGAGGAGCAGGAGGCAUAACUGGACCCCUCACCAAUCUCGAUGCCCAUGUGGACAACUAUGUGGGCUACAAUCUCCAUGCCACUGCCGCAGCCAACCUGAACUACAGCGUGGAUUCCUCAAAAGCAGCCGCUGUGGCCGCCUCCAAUGCUCAGUCCAACAAUAUACGAGACUUUUUGUCCACCUGGAAGGUGGAUGAUGAGGACGAGGCGGCCGCUGUCAUGGAGAUGGAGCCUCCGCCGGCCAUAGCUGUGGUGGCUCCUGUGCCUAAUACGACGGUUAACUUUAUGUAUGAAUCUCUGCCGCCUACGGGACCCCAGGCCACGGCCGUGGUGGAUCAUCAGGGCAUGAAUUUGCCGGACAUCAUCAUAGACAUAGAGAAGGCCAAUGGGAAUGGCAUCCCACCUGGAACCACCGCCAGUGUGGACGAUUCUUUUGGCAGUUUUGAUGUGGAGAAGGAGCUGGAUGAGCUGCGUCUCAAGACCUGUGUUGUCGAGCAGCCGGUCAACGAUAGCGAUGCCCUGGCGGAGAUCCUUCGUCAACCGGAGGCAGCGCCUUUAAUUGGAAGCCAACCAUCGCCUGAACUUCCUUUGCCCAGUCCCAUUCUCAGCAGCAAUACGGAGAGCUUUGAUAAUGUUAAUCAACCUCCUCAACCAACCCAACCUGCUCCUCCUCCAGUCCUGGACUUUGAUCAGAACAACAGCUCCAAUUCGAAUGAAUCCACCUUUGCCAAGGAGUACGAAACUUUUAUACACAAAAUCGAGGGCUCAGAGAGUGAGGCGGAGGACACGAAUCCCCAGGAUGAGGAUGAAUACAGAGAGAAUCCCAAGCGAUUUAAGUUCUACAAGAGAAAGCGACGAACGACUGAGCCGCAGGAGAACACCGCAGAAAACAAGGAGGUGGAGGAGGAGGAAGUACGGCCACUGGCAGAGGCAACCUCAUGUCUCCCAGUAAAAGUCCUCUCCCCCAAAGCCUCGGCAAGAGCCAGUCAGAAGCUCCUGGCCAAGAAGCGACGCAAUCGCAUCAAGAUGCUGAAGAUCCUGGAAUUCGAGAGUCCAAAGAUCAAGUACCGCCACUAUUUCAAGGCCCUGAAACUGUUGAGGAAGCGAGCCGCUUCUAGCCGAACCAGGGAGCUGCGACAUCUGCUGGUUAGGAAGCAGUUGACGCGCCACAGAGAGCAUCGCCUGCCGCUGAUCAAGAGGCUGAUCAAGAAGUACACACCCAGCCAGGAGCUGCGUAAUCCGCCCAGUCUCAAGGGGCUGAGUGUCUCGGCCUUAAACUCCUCGGAGUUUCGCAGCAGUUUGCUUAGUGUCACCGAUCGGGAGACGGUCAUCAAGAGUGUCUACAGCUACAAAGACAAGACUGAGGAAGAGGUGAGUGGAGUGCUGAAUCUGGAAGAGCAGAGCUUGGAUACCAUCAAGUCCCUGGAGUUGCAGCCAAGCUUUAAGGGAUUUGAUGACUUUGAGAAUACGAAUUUAUCGCCAAAAAUUAAGCUGAGAGUGGACACUCCUGUCUCUGAAACAGAAUCUCCAGCAGAAGCUACUGCUAUUCCCAACAAAGCAGAGCAAGUCCAGGCCUGGCUGAGGAAUAACCUGGAGGACAACGUCCCAUCCACUCCAGAGCCCAGCCAACCCGUGAUUAAAAUAAUCCUCUCCUCCUCCUCAUCCUCAUCCUCUGCCUCGAGUUCGAGUUCGAGUUCCAGUAGCUCCAGCUCAGACGAUGACACCAGCAGUUCAACCAGCCAGGCAGGUGGAGAGGAGGUGGCCUCCAGUGACACUAGUAGCUCCAGCAGCAGCAGCAGUUCAGCCAGCUCCCCCGAAAGCGACUUCAAUGAGCUGGCCGCCCUGGAAAGGGAACUCUCCCAAUCCCAAACGAAACCGGAAGAACCCAAAACAGACCAAUCUCCCCCCGAGAUGAUCAAAAUCGAGAUGACCCUGGAGGAGGGAGCAGAAGAAGGGGUCUCCAAUCACGAUAUUGCCAAACUAAAGCAGAUCCUGGAGAGCGAUAGCGAGGAGCUAGCGAGCAGUUCCCGCUUGGCUAGCGUACCAAAGCUAAGUGACCUUAGUAAGAUUGCCUUAAAUAGUUCCUUAAAGACAGAAGCAGAGUUAGUAGUAGUAAGAGAGAGUGCAUCGCCCAGGAUGAGCAACCCUGCCGCCCGAGAACUGAGCGUGGAGGAGGCGCUGGCGGAGAUGUAUCAGCAAAUAGGCGUGGCCUCUGAUCCCGAGGAUUUCGAGGGCAAGGAGAAUGACGAGGAGCCCGAUCACAAUGGCCAGGAUGUGCUGCUUAUCAAUCUGGCGGAGAUCUUUGACUCCAGCAGCGAUCUAUAUGUGGUGCAGUGCGACAUGAACGAGAAUAUACUGGGCGUGGUGGCCAACGGGGAGGAGGGGGAAGAGGAGGAUGGGGUUCAGGAAAUGGAGAACAACCAGCCUGUUGGAGAUCUUGUUCAAGCCGACGAGGCGGAGCAGGUCAACACCUUGCAGCUCAUCCAAUUGCUGGCGGAACCACAACCCGAGUUUGAUGCCAAUACACCUCUUAUUCAUCACGAGGAGAUAAUCCACGAUGAGAAGUCCGAUCCGCAGCAGAAUCGCCGCCAAUUGCUCAAGUAUCUCCAUGGCAAAUACGUCCAGAGUCGGAUCAGUCGCUACUACCAAGCCCAUCGCAUCCUGCGGAAGUACAAGCGCCAGCGGGCGGCUAAGAAGCCCAGGAGCCGCCGCAGGAUCACCUAGGAUACCAGCUUCAACCAAAGAUAUUUCUGGUCCCUGGACAGGAUCAGAUGUGUGAGGCUAACACCACACACAAACACAAGCAGCUAAACUUUUAACCAGAAUCUCAAGACUUUUUUUUUUGUUCGUUUUUGCAUUUUAAAUAUUUGGAUUUGUUUUAGGAAAAGGAAUAUUUUAGGGAAAUCAAAUUAAAAACCUUAUUUUAAUAACUUUAUAGAGAUACUAUAUAUAACGAGUAUAUUUUAGAUAUCUGUGCAAUAUUUACAUGCAAAAUGUCGUGUUUAUCUGGAGUAAGCGAAUUCGAAUCUCGAUGAAUGGGUUAAGCCUGAGUAAGCAGCGUUCGUUGAGGCAGGAGGGUUAAUUUCGGGGGCAAAGUCGGGAAGUUCGAGUCGCGUGCAAUUAACGAGAUAUAGUAUAUAGUAUAUAUAUUUAUAUAUAUAUGUGUAUGUGUAUAUCAAUGUUAUCUUCUAAUGUAUCAGCGUUUUAGUCGCUCAGCGAGUUGGGCCAUUUUAAAAUGCUUUUCGCCAAAGGUCAGGCCCAGAUUUGAGAUACAUUGGCAUUAUAUAGAAUAUAUAUACCUAGAUAUAUAAAUAUAUAUACAUAUAUGUACGUUACAGUUGCGUGUAAGCCUUGGCCUUCAUAGUUUAAUUUUUUUUAGAUAUAACAUAACAUAUAUUGCCACCAAAUGCAGCCUAGACCAAAAAGUUUAGAUAUAAAUGUUCAAUUUGUUUUGUUUCUUUUUUUUAGAGAAAUUCUUCUUUGUUAGGUUUUUUUAGAGCAAUUUGUUAUAGUCGGUUUUUUAUGGGGUUUACCAAGAGUGUUAAGCUUUAAGCCCGCCCCUAUUCCUAUACCCAACCAAAAGAAAAGCACCAGAGUUCCACGGGACAAGGCCAUCCCGAAUUGAUCCAGGCAGAUCUUCAAGGCGUAUAAAAUAUAAUUCGUUAUGGCCACCCUUAAGGAAUUAUCAACGCCCGACUUGUGUAAAAUGCGGAUGCGAAAUAUAUGAAAUAAAUCCAAGGGCAAUGCCAACUGUGGAACAGACUUCGGAUGCUGGUUACUUUUUUUUAGUCUUAGUAAAAUCUGAAUGUAAUCUUAUCUUAUAAUCGAAACCACCUAGAUGUCUUUUCUCUCUCUCGUAACACAUUCCAAAGGACCAACUUUUUAGGCAACUAUAUACACUACCUAUACACUUUACACGAAUCAAGAAACUACUAUCUAAUGUCUAGCUAAAACCUCUAAAUGUACGUUCUUUCGUUUGUAAUUUGUAAUUUGUUUAUAACCUAAAUAAUACGCUUAAUUUUAGUACAAAAGAACAGCAAAAUGCAAGAGCUAGCCCACUAAAUGUAGCAAUUAGUGUUUAGCAGUAACUAUUAAUAUUUAUUGCGCAAUAUGUACAUACAUGCCCCUCUACCCACUUCUCUCACAUUCUCCGCAAAUGGAUAUAUGGAUAUAUCUGUAUGUAUUUUCUAGCCGUACUCUUGUAUAUCGAAAGGUUUUCAUUGUACCCCCUAGCGUUAAGAUUUGUGACUAUAUCAAUGUGAGUGUCUUUGAGCAAAAACCAAACAAAAGGAAAUGAUAUACGAAAUACUAAAAAAACAAAAAUAAUGAGAAAUAA